CGGGAGUCGCUGCCACCACUGCUGGCGGCACCGGAGAAGAACGCGCGGCCUGCGCAGCCUGUGGUGGGUAUCCCAUAGAAAAAAGCAGGCAGGGCAGAUUUGUAAUGCAUACAUAAAUACGCAGAAAAAUCUGUCAUGGGCGGCCACAUAGCAUGCUGUUCCGGGUAUGCAAUACAGAUUUUUUGGCGUGUUUAUUUUUGCAUUACAAAUGUGACCUGCCUGCUUUUUUCUGUGUGAUAGUGGGCGGAGAAGGAGAUGAUCAUGAUGAUCAGGCGACGGUACUGAUGAAUGCGGAAGAGGAACAAGAUGAUCUUCACGAUCGGGCGGAGGCAGGGUCCCCUACAACUUUAGUGCACAAUGUCGAAGGAGCUAGGGUGCCCGCGGAGGUGGACG
Amoebophrya sp. A120 is the source of this 393-nucleotide messenger RNA. The record is from the annotation of a GenBank genome assembly. Lineage: Eukaryota; Dinophyceae; Syndiniales; Amoebophryaceae.